Molecule: messenger RNA, 2597 nt
Organism: Blepharisma stoltei
Lineage: Eukaryota; Ciliophora; Heterotrichea; Heterotrichida; Blepharismidae
Source: the annotation of a GenBank genome assembly
AUGUCCAUAUUGAUGGAAUCUGAGUUUCCAGCAGCUCUUCCUCUUGUACAGAAGAAUUAUUCACUUGAACCUGAUAUGAUUUUUGGGUGAAAGCCAAAGACUUUAACAAAUGGUGGGCCGAUUCCUCUCUAUUUCCAUUAUAACAACUUACCUGUUUUAACUGAUAUUCAAACGAACACAAAAUCAGAAGUUAUAUACCAUGGCUACAGACCAAGGGAUACCUUUGCUAUGCAUAAAUUUUUCACCCAGGCGAAAGGGGCAUACCCUUACGAUUUUUCUACUCCUAUGACAUCAGCACUUGAAUACUUGUCAAAAAAAAUCGCUCAGAAGCCAGAUCCGUCAGGCUGGGCUUUUGAAAGAAUGAAGCCAAAUUUAGAUGAAAAAUGCAUGGUUUUUGAUAGCUUUUUUGAAAGUGGGAAUUUGGAUAAAGUUGUAAGGAUAAAUGACGAGGAAUAUGAUCUGUACAUGAGGACUGAUGCAAAUACUUAUGGAAAUUACAAAUGGUUUUAUUUUUCAGCAGAAAAUAAGGCACCUGAAAAAAGAAAAACUAAUUUUCAUGUUCUGAAUUUUAAGACAAAUUAUAAUUUGAUGACGCAAGGAAUGAAGCCGGUUUAUAGCAAAGAUAAUAAAAGCUGGCAUUAUAUUACGAGCGAUGUCCAAUAUGGAAACAGCAAGCUUAAUAGAGUUUGUAAAAAAGGAAGGUUUUUUAUGCUGAGCUUUGAUUUUCAUUUUGAUAAAGAAGAAAAAGUUUAUUUUGCAUUAAGCAUUCCUUAUAGGUAUUCUGAUUUAAUCAAUUUUUUGAAAAUUAUGCCACGCACAGUUACCCAAGAAACUUUGUGUAAAAGCUUAAGUGGAGUCGAUGUACCGCUACUUACUAUUACAGAUUUAGACACACCUUAUAAUGAAAAGAAAUAUAUAGUUGUGAUUGCGAGAGCACACCCAAGCGAAACCGUUGGGUCUUGAAUUGUUCAGGGACUGAUUGAUUAUUUGUCUAAAAAUGAGAGAGCUCCGAGGAAGCUGAAAAAAAGAUUUAUUUUUAAAAUUAUACCAAUGACAAACCCAGAUGGUGUGAUUAUCGGGAAUUCAAGGGUAAAUUUAUCAGGAGAUGAUCCUAAUAGAAUCUAUAGCGAGCCUAAUUCCGUUAUACAUCCAAUCACUUGUGCGAUUAAAAAACUGAUAGAAGGACUCUGCAAUUCUCCGCAAGGAGUUUUGGCAUUUUUUGAUAUUCACGGGCAUUUCAGAAAAAAAGGAAGCUUUAUGUAUGGCCCACAUUUUCCUCUACAUUCUGAAAAAUAUUGCCGAGUCCGAGUAUUACCAAAAUUAAUCAGCGAACAAACUCCUAUGUUUCGUUAUUACUCCUGCAAAUUUCGUGCCGAAAAAUCAAAAAGACAAGCAGCAAGGCUAUUUUUUUCAAGAGAAAUGGGCAUCUCAAAUUGCUAUACUUUUGAAAAUUCCUUAUAUGGAUAUCUAGAUGAACAAAGAAAUACACAUAUAUAUACUCUCAAGCAUUUAGAAACUUUAUCCCACCAUUUAAUAAAUGCAAUUUAUCAAUUUCACUUAAUGCAAGUCCAAGAAGAGCAAGAGAAAGCUGCAAAGGCUCAGAAAAGAAAAGAGAAAAAGAAAAAACUGAAGAAAAAGAAGGAAGAUUUAAAAGAUUCAUUGCUAAGAGCUCACGAUAAACUAAGAACUGCCCCAACUGCUAUUGAAGUGAAAAGAAUCUUUAGGAACAGAAAUGAUGCACCUAUCCAUACAAUGAAAGAGCUUAUAACUAUAAUAAAACAAGAUAAAAAUGAAGACAGUUCAUCUGCAUCUUCUCAGUCUGAAUCUGAAGAAAAUGCUGAAGAGAAUAUUGAAGCAAGAAAUAUCGUGAUUUCUGCUAUAAAAGAGUUUGAUAAACUUGCUGACACAAGGGUCAAUAUUAGAGAAAUGAUCUAUAAGUCAACAGGAAAUAUCUCUCAAAAAGUUGAUAAUAGAAAAUCAAGAUCAAAGACUCCUGGCAAAAAAGUGAGAUCAAGCUCUCUUUUAAGGCUUAGUAGUCCACUUAUUCCUCAUUCGGGCAAUGGGCAAGCAUAUUUUAAAUUUUUAUUUUUAAAUUGAUCUAUAUUUUCUAGUAAAUAAAUUUAUAGAUUUAAGUUAGAAGUUUUGAGUGUAAAAGGCUGCCUUCGGUCAGAAGAAAAUCAAAGAAUUCAGAUGAUAAUAAUUUAGAGAGCUCAAUAAGAGUUUGCAUACCACAUAUUGAUAAUUUUGAGAAAAGUGAACAAGUAUCAAGAUGCCCUGGAUCAGACCCUUCAUCUCCAACCAGGGAAAGAAUUGAUUCAAGUUUUGACAUCAAUAAACGAAUAAGAACUCCACACUUCGCACAAAGCUAUUUUGGAAGGAAUCAAAGAAUGAGGCAUUUAAAGUCAAACAGCAGAGAAGAGCAUAAAAAUCAAGUCACAAUGAUAAAUUUGGUUGAUAUGAUAGAAGUUGAAGAGCCUGUUGCAAAAGUACGAAAAAAGCAGAUGCCAACUAAAAACGAAAACGUUGCAAAAUACCAUAAGUUUGGCCCUUUUCCAUCACUAGCACUAUUUAAUGCAAAAACAGCGCAAUAUAUGUAA